This is a messenger RNA of Epithele typhae, 750 nucleotides long. RefSeq lists its product as uncharacterized. The transcript has 2 exons. Lineage: Eukaryota; Fungi; Basidiomycota; Agaricomycetes; Polyporales; Epitheliaceae. Bases 1 to 750 code for a protein of 249 amino acids. The record is from RefSeq and is a predicted model, not a curated record.
AUGACGAUCUACAAGGAUGGGAGCGCAUGCUAUCUCUUCUCGUACCACAACACGAACUGGGGGUGGGCAAAGGCCCCCAAACUCGCGCCGUUCCCGGCCCGCGCCGUGCUCGAGCCCCUGCUCUCUCUCGGCGCGCUCGAAGUCCUCGAAGUGGAGGCCAGCGCGCGGCGCUUCGCCCUCGCCGACGCGGACCUCGUGCGCUGGGCGCGCGCGUGGCCGCGCCUCCGCCGCCUCGUCAUCCCGUAUGACGACAAGGACGAUGACGACGAAGAGCACGAGCACGAGGCGCGGCGCGCGUCGACGGACCUCGGAUUCCCUUCGCUCCUCGCCGCCGCCGACCUCGCGACGGCGUGCGCGCGCCUGGAGGUGCUCGUGCUCGCGCUCGCGGACAUCACGGAGGCGGACGUGCGCGCGCUGGAGGCGCGCGCCUGGGCGGAGACUGCUCGCGCGGCGCGGCGCGGCGGCCAGGACGCGCUCGUGCAGCUCGUGCCGGCGGCGAGCGGCCCGCGGCGCGAGCGGAUGCGGAUCUGGGAGACGGAGCGGGUGUGCGGGGCGCUGGUGCGGAUGUUCCCCAACCUCGAAGGGAGCGGGAUUCUGGAGGACGGGGAGCGGCGGGUGGUCGCAGGGAGGAGGAGCUGGUGGGUGGGGAGGCCGGAGCAGCGAGCGCUGGAUGCGUUCAUGUUGUGUCUCGACAGGCUCCAGGCGGAGAAGCGGGGGAUUCGGCGCGAGUUCGAUGAGGGCCGGGGCUAG